Rotaria sp. Silwood1 is the source of this 2562-nucleotide messenger RNA. NCBI's taxonomy places the organism in Eukaryota, Metazoa, Rotifera, Eurotatoria, Philodinida, Philodinidae. The record is from the annotation of a GenBank genome assembly.
AUGGCUGAUGAUGAUUAUAUUGAAGAAUUUAAUAUCACAGAAAGUGAUUUAGAUUCUGCUUUUAAUCCAACACGUCGACGAGGACGACAAAGUAAAGAAGAAGCUAUUUAUGGUAUUUGGGCAACAGCAGCUGAACGAGCAUCAAAUCGUUCAACAACAUCAUCAUCAUCAUCAUCUUAUGGUCGAGUAUCUCAAGGAAUAUCAUUUGUUAGUGGUGGUGUUAAAUUAGGAUCAAAGAUUGAAAAGAAAAAAACAGAAACGAAAACAAAACCAGUUAUAAUUGAAAGUUAUGGUAGUGAUGAAGAUAGUGAUGAAAAAUUCGAUGAUGAAGAUGAUGAUGAUGAUGAUGUUAUUGAAGUAAUUGGAAAAAAAAGAAGAAAACGUGGUGAUAGUAGUGAUGAUGAUAAUGAUAGUGAUAUAGAAGAAGAACAAGAUGAAGUUAAUCAACCAAUUGGAUCUAGUGAUGAAGAAAUUGAAACACCAAUUGUUCAACGUCAACCACCAAAUGUUCAAUAUCGACGACCACCACCAACAAAUACAGGACCAAUUCAUGACAAAGAUUUUGGUGCAUUUGAAAAGCAUACAAGAGGUAUUGGUAUGAAGCUAUUAAUGAAGAUGGGCUUCAAAAAAGGUCAUGGCUUGGGAAAAGAUCUUCAAGGUCGAGCUUUACCUAUUCAAGUUGUGAAACGUCAAGGUAAAGGUGCAGUUGGUCGAUAUGGAAAUGAAGAUCCAAAUCGUGUUAAGCCCACUGCAGAACCUGAAAUCAGUGAAUCAACAAGAAGAUCAAAAAAAAGUGCUGGUCCUAGUGUACCACAAUGGAGAAAACAACAACGAGAAAAAGCACCUAAAGAACAAUAUGUUUAUAAGACUUUAAACGAUGUAUUAAAAGAACAAACAACUAAAUUUCAUAAUAAAAAACCUAGUGGAGAAACUCGAGAAAAAAUUAUUGAUAUGACUGGACGUGAACAACGUAUUCUUCAAAAUUAUGAUUCAAUAACAACAAAACAAUAUGAUAAUGAACAAGUAUUUUCAUUAAAUGAAUUAACACAUAAUCUUGAUUUAGUUAUUGAAUCAUGUGAAGAAUCAAUGAUUCGUUCACAUCGAAGACAAAAAUUUGAUGAAGAUACAACUGUUACAUUAAAAUACGAUUUAAAUUAUACACAACAAAUGAUGUCAGAUGAAGAAACAAGUAUAAAUCGAAUAAAUAUUCUUUUAAAUAUGAUUAAUCAAUGUGAACAAUGUGUUAAACAAGUUCAAAAUAUUUCUGAUUUAUUUUUUUUACAACGAAUUUUUGAAGAACUUAAAAAAAAUUAUGAAAAAGAAUAUAGAAAAUAUCAUUUAUGGGAUUUAGCUGUUCCUGUUUUACAUAGUCAUUUAAAACAACAUCUUUCGUUAAAUUGGAAUAUUUACAAUAAUGAUCAUGAAUUAAUUGAUUUAUUUUCUAAAUGGAAACAAAUACUUGAAGAUGAUACUAUUGAUUUAACAACUGAUAAUUCAAUAAAUUCAAAAGAAAAUAUGGAUCCAUAUCAUCGACUUAUAUGGGAUGUUUGGAUGCCAUUUUUACGAAAAUCUAUUCUUGAAUGGAAUCCACGUCAACCUGAUUAUUUAAUUGAUUUUAUUGAACAAUGGUUACCAUAUUUACCACCAUGGAUAAUUGAUAAUAUUCUUGAUCAACUUAUUUUUCCAAUACUUCAUCGUGAAGUUGAUGCAUGGAAUCCAUUAACUGAUUCAAUACCUAUACAUUCAUGGCUUCAUCCAUGGUUACCAUUAAUGAAAGAUCGUCUUGAACCACUUUAUCAACCGAUUCGUACAAAAUUAGGUCAAGCUUUACAAAAUUGGCAACCAUCAGAUUCAUCAGCUAAAGCUGUUCUUAUUCCAUGGCAAAAAGUUUUUAAACAAGGUACAUGGAAUGCAUUUAUGAAUCAACAUAUUGUACCAAAAUUAGUUUCAACAAUGCAACAAUUUAUUAUUGAUCCUCGACAACAAGUUUUAGAUCCAUGGCAUUGGUUUAUUGCUUGGUAUGAUAUGGUACCAUUACCAAGUAUGAUUGCAAUAUUAGAAAAAACUUUUUUUCCAAAAUGGCUUCAAGUACUUAAUAUUUGGUUAAAUACAAAUCCAAAUUAUCAAGAAAUUCAACGAUGGUAUAGUGGUUGGCGUUCAUUAAUUCCACAAACAAUUAUUAGUCAUACAAUAAUAAAAGAAAAAUUAACAGAAGGUUUAAUGAUGAUUGAUCGAAGAAUAUCUGGAACUGUUAAUGUUCAACAAUCAAUACCAAUACCUCCAUCUCAACCAUCUGUAAAUGUUAAUUAUGAAGCUAUUUAUAAUCGUGGUGUAGCAACAUCAUCAUCAACAGUUGUUUCAUCAUUUAAAGAUCUUGUUGAAAAGAAAGCUACAGAACAUAAUCUAUUGUUUUUACCAAUAACAAAUCGAACAUAUGAAGGAAAACAAGUUUAUCAAUUUGGAAAUGUGAAUAUAUAUAUUGAUAAAAAUGUUAUAUUUCUAUAUGAAAAUAGUCAAUGGAUGCCAGUACGUUUAAAUGAUCUUAUUAAAAAAGCAAUUUAA